Bombina bombina (fire-bellied toad) is the source of this 5677-nucleotide messenger RNA. Its product is annotated as nucleolar pre-ribosomal-associated protein 1. The record is from RefSeq and is a predicted model, not a curated record. Gene Ontology annotation, cellular component: nucleolus. The annotation marks the transcript as partial. Gene Ontology annotation, biological process: maturation of LSU-rRNA from tricistronic rRNA transcript (SSU-rRNA, 5.8S rRNA, LSU-rRNA); maturation of 5.8S rRNA from tricistronic rRNA transcript (SSU-rRNA, 5.8S rRNA, LSU-rRNA). The transcript is spliced from 30 exons. NCBI's taxonomy places the organism in Eukaryota, Metazoa, Chordata, Amphibia, Anura, Bombinatoridae.
CUUUUGCCAGAUAUGAAUAUUAUUGUGGCAACUUGGCAGUCCCUUUUAAAGCAAGAAAGUGCCGUAGCAGACAGUGAAAAUGGAGAAAAAGUACCUACUGCAGAGGAAAAAGAGACCCGAGCUGGCCUUCCAAGAGUUUCUGAUGAUGUCCAGACCACCCUAUUGAAGGCCACUUCUACUUCAGGUCCUGUGUCUGUAUCAAGAGUGGUCCCGCACCUUGUAGCCCAGAGUACUUUUGAUUUCGGCAAACCUAUUAAAAGACCUAAAAUGGGUUUAUACAAGCAAGAGAUAAAUAAUAGUGACCUUAAGUUUUUAAUGUAUAUAAUUUUUCCUCUUAAUGAAACUGUAGGUAUAGUGAGCGAAAAGGGUAUUCGAGAGGAGGUCCCCCCUGUUCUCCAGUAUCAGAUUCUUCAAGUAGCCCUUGAGCUUCCUGCUAACAAGUUUGCCUGGUUCAAAGUCCAGGAAGUUUCUGAAGGUGGAGAAAAGUCCAUAUUUUAUCUGCUGCUGAAAAUGUUUGCAACUUGUAACAAAGCUCAGCUCAAAUCUUCAACCAGAUUAUUGAUCAUUAAGGUUUUGCGUGACAGUGGAGUAUUCGAAUAUACCUGGAAGGAACUGGAUCUCUGGUUGAGAAAUCUGGAUAAAAUAGCUGAUAACUCAAAGAACACAGUGAUCCAGUUUUUAGAACGAACCCUACUCCGGCUGGUGUCUAACCCUUACCCGUACACUGAUAAAGCUGCUGAGAUUGUCCAAGAGGCCAGUUUGCUGCAACUCAGCUCGGGCAAGCAGGACUCGGAGACCGUAAGCAUCCCUGUCUCACACAUUGAUGAUGUCCUGGAUAUGGUGGAUGUCAUUGUGGAGGGCAGCGAGGGGCUGGAUGAUGAAGUUGGAAUGGCCCUGGAUGAGGACCUGAUUCUUCAGACGUUCCCAUUUAGUGCUGUGGUCCCUGUAGCUUUGGAAUUCCGAAAUUCACUGCUAACUCAAACAGAAGAUGAAGAUGACAACGUGGUGCAGUACCUUGUAUCAGUUCUCACAGACGUACUACACUCCCAGAGAGACCCACUUGCCCUCUGUCUCAUGCUCCAGUGCUAUGAUAAAGAAAUAAAGGUGGUGAACAGAAACUCUGUGCAGUAUAUACAACUUGGACAAUUUAAUGAUUACUACAGCUUGUGGAUACCGGCCUCAGCCAAAGAAACUCUGUUUACGGAGUGUGAUGAUUCCAUGAUAGAGAAAUGCCAGCAAGAUGAGUCAUAUUCUUCAUUGUUGAAGAAAACCUAUGCAAGUAGGGACAUAUCUAAGAGUGACACAGAGGACGUUUUGAACAAUGCUGUAUUAAAACUAACUUUUGAUGAGCUCCCUCUGGCUGUGAAACACUCACUGCUUUGCCUGAAAUCCACAGUUGACAACUUCAGCAAGUUUAAAAAAGGUACAGGUGCAAGUCUCAUCAGCCUCUACUUAAACCUUUUGCACAGUCUCUUGUGCAGAUUUGAUUUAGCAAAAGCUGAACCCCAUGAAAAGACAGCAGAAUCUCAGGAGGAAUCGGAGCUCUUUAUUGAUGCUAAUUAUAUAAGCAGUAUAGACACACCUGACAAUAAGAUACUAGAAGAUUUGCUUGCUGUGAUAUUCAAGCAUCCAACUUUGGAGUGCUGGUUCUUGGCUCUGGGUCGCCAGUCGCUGCCGCCUCAUACUUUAAACCCAAUCGGUGUAAAAGUUCUCUCAUCUCACGUGAACAAGGGCCUUAUUCAGCUGUUGAGUUUCAGCGCUCCUCUUCUCCAACAAAACUCAAACCUUCAUUUGAUAUCAAAGUAUUUUAGCGCUAUAGCAGAAAGCAUUUUGAAAGAACUUGAGGACAAAAAGGCAUUGAACAAAAUGUCACAGCCGGUUGAAGCACUACAGAGCUUACAUCCAUACUUGGACACAGCACAGCUUAAUGAAAUUACUUUGGCCAUUUUAAGAUUACCUGAAGACCAUCUUUUUGUAAUGAAAUCUCCAAAUCAUUCUUCUAUGGAUAAACAAUUAAGCUGUUAUGGAAAAGUUUUGGUGCAACUUCUAACUGAAAGCCACCAAAGGAAACACCAGCUGCAGGCGGAUCUGGUCUCAUCAGUUGAGCAUGUGAAGGGAGUGGGGAGUCUCUUAUCACCGUCAUCAGGAGGAGAGAUGGAAGCGGUGCUGUACGAAGCUCUGCAGAAGGACCCAGUGUUUUCUCUUGUUAUAGGAGUUCAUACUCUCAAGUACUGUCUUGAACAGAUGACUGAAACCUGCCUCUCCAUUGCAGCUCUGCUUAUUGAGCACAGCAGGACUCAUUUGCUGCAAUUUGAACUGUGGUGUACAAAUAGUGGGAUACAAAAAUCUCUGAGGAAAAAUAUGGAGGCCUUCCUGCCGUUAAUUAAAGUCUAUUUAAUGUGCAGAAGUCGUUUUCAAUUUACACGUCCUUCCCAAGUGUCUUCUGCCGCCCUUCGUGUCCUGAAAGAGGCCAUAUGGUGCAAACUGGUGAAUGUAGCGCUAAGUUCAGAAAAGUCAUCUGAGCAUGUACUGGUUCUGUCCAGCAUUAUAAGAGAGUCCAAUGUUAGUGAUGAAGAGUUACAGAGUCUGUUUGACCAGCUUCCUGUGGCCCUGGCACAAUCUUGGAACCCAGACAAAUGGGCUCUGGCUGACGCUGUAUCACAAUCUGCAGACCGUUCUGGGAAAGAUAUGUCUUCUUGGAAGCAAGCUCUUCUGGCAUCGUGUAUGAAGUGUCUGAUUGCUACGUACAGCGCCAACAAAGAAAGUGAGGCAUCCACACAGGAAGCGGAGAAAGCUUUGCUUCUACAUCUUAAGGAACUUAUGCCAUUUGUAAAGAAAAAUAUACCCACUGAAUGGAAGACCCUAGUGAAAACUGGACUCAAGUAUCGGUACAAGGAUUGUGAGUUUUUGGCAGCUCUACGUGAGGGCAUUGAGCUGUGGUAUGGGUCGGAGAGUUUAUCAGUGAAAGGUUUAGUGGAGCUGCCGGUCAUUCACAUGAUGAUAACCCAGCAUUCUCUGUUUCUGCCAACCCUGCUGAGAUCCAGAGAGGAGCAGAAUGAAAACAACACCAGUCGAGAAAUGUUAGUGGAUUUGCUGAGAUCAGUAGUUAUGAAAUGCCCUUCUGUCUGUGAUGGCAAUCACUUUGCUGUUUUAUUGGGAGCGUAUGGAGCAAGUCUUAGCCGUACAGACCAAAAAAUACUGCUGCUUCUGCAAGCCUAUGAAAAGAAUAACAUAAGUCUUACUGAUUUCAGGCUGCUGCUGUGGGGCCCGGCUGCAGUUGAGCAUCACAAGACACGGAAGAGCCUGGGGAAGUCUCUGUGGCAACAGCCCAGCAUGGAGGAGAUACUCACUUUACUGGAUCGAGAGAGAAUGAUGAAAACUAUUCUCCAUUUCCCACAACAUCGCAAGCUUGUGACUGAACAAGAUAGAGUGUUUGAAGAUUCUGCAAUUACAGAUUUGGAUGAUCUGUAUGAUCCCUGUUUUCUGCUUCCACUUUUCAGUGAAUUAAUAAGGCCAGAGCUGGUUGUAGACUGCCUAAAGUUUGUUGAUGUGAAUGGUUUGGGAUUAGCUGUUGCAGCCCUCAGCAGUUAUGAUUACAAUAUGAGAGCAGCCGCUUAUUACAUACUGGGGACUUUCCUUUCCCACAUGGAAGGUGCACGGUUUCGAGACAAGAAGCAGCUACAGAACCUUAUGGAUGUGGUGAAAAAUGGGAUCCGGCAACAGAAUUUGAGAUUGACCUUCUCGUUGACUCUCUAUGUUGCAAAAGCAGCGCAGCAAAUCCUUAAACCUGAAGAGCACAUGUACAUAAAAAUUUGUAGAUUCCUACUGUCACAUCAGUAUUUGGACAUGAAGAAAGUGCCGGAUUUCUACAAACUUUUCUACAGCUUUGAUUUAGAGCACAAAUUAGAGCGGGAGUGGAUCCUCGGCCUUCUGAAUGACGGGAUGCGGGAUAGAUACUGCUAUGAACUUUAUGAUUAUCAGAGAAUUUUUCAUGUCCUUUUGACGUUCUAUAACAGCCCUUUGUGUGAUGAGACAUCUCAGAAUCAAAUCCUUGAAGUACUACAGAAUGCUGCACUUGUUACAAAAGCUGCUUAUCAACUAAUACGAGACCAAAGUCUUUUAACAUGGAUUCUAAAUAUCCUUGAGAGAAGGUAUCUUGCAAACAAGAUGUUAGCUAAUGUGAUUUUGUUAGUUCACAAUUUGUGGCUAACAAAUCUAGGAAACAAAGAGAGUGAUUGUUCUGACGAGGAGCAGAGCAAAGAAGGGUCCACCAACAAGAAAAAGUUCCUUCCACUUCACUUUGUUAAUGAAUUUUUCAGUGUGCUGAUGGCAUUGCUCAGACAUAUUCGAUCAAAUUUGCAAUUCAUCCAACUUAAGCAGUUUUUCAGCACCAUGAGCUCUGUUCUGAGUCACCGCAAAGUUGUUUUAAAAGCCUUUAAAGAGAUGGGACGAUUCGCUGUAAACGAGAAGAUCUUUUCAGCCAAGGAUGCUUUGGUGUUUCUUCACAAGUGGAGCACAAUUGAAAAAGAUAGUAAAUUACAGGAGAGGCUUAGCAAUCUGGCCCAAAAGUACAAAGUAAAAGAACUGCUUGAUAUUAUUAAGGAGAAGUAUAGGCCACAUGACUCCAGGCAACUGAAGAAAAGAAAAGAGCUUGAAGAUCAGGAAGAUUCCGAAGAACAGCAGGAAGUGAUCUCCCAUCUAGAAGAUUCCAGGGAUCAUAUAAAAUCCAUAUUGAUGCACUGGGAGCCGGUUUUCUCAAAUACAGCUUUUGUGGCUAAAAAAGAAAAUGCUAAUCGAGAGGGAAAAUUGCAAACUGAGGACUGCAAUAAGGAUGAGAGCAGUGAUACCGACCAGUUUGUCUCUGCCACAGCUUGCCUAGUAGCCAAUUGGAUUUUAAAAACAGAAUCAGAGCAUGCAAUGAACACUCAGAAUAUAUAUAAAUCAAUCAAAUGGUUUAAUGCCAGCAUUGUGCCACAUACGCAUGUGAUGCAAGAGAUUAUCAAAGACUCCGUGUUAAAAAACACCAUUUUUAGGCUGUUCAGCAGAGCUUGCAGCGUCACUGAGAUGAAGGUGUCCAGCCUUGAGCUCAUGCGUUUGUUCAAUACCGUUAUGAUACGGCUAAUAGAGACUCAGAUGCUGGGUAAAAAUGCUUGGCAUGAUGCUGUAAAAGCGAUUUGUCCUGAUAGCUCACCGGACAGCGCAAGAACAGCACCUGGUGAGUUCUUAGUGUCACUUUAUGUUGGAGAUUUCUGGCUGGGUGCUGAAGAGACGGGUAUGUUAAGAAGUCAUGUAGAAGUCAUAAAUGAAGCCGCUCAAAUGGACUUCACUGGUUCCAAACAAAAAAAGCCCACACGAAAGAAGAGUGAAUAUGAAGAUGGGAUUGUGUCACUUUGUAAAGACCUUUUAAGACAUUAACUUGCCCUGAGUGACUUCUGCUGUGCACAAGAACAUUAACUCGUUACAAGAGCGGUUCUGUAAUAUUUCAGUAUGUGGAACUCCUAAUGAGACAAUGCAGCUUCUUGAAGGAUAAUAUCAAAGGAGUAUUUAACAUCUAUAUGAAAGCUAAAUGAAUAUAAAAAUGUUAAUAUUGUGCCUUAGCUGCAGUUAUGUAACAGUUAACUGUUUCUCCAACAUAGGUGUGUCCGGUCCACGGCGUCAUCCUUACUUGUGGGAUAUU